Molecule: messenger RNA, 1667 nt
Organism: Myotis davidii
Lineage: Eukaryota; Metazoa; Chordata; Mammalia; Chiroptera; Vespertilionidae
Gene: PUF60
Product: poly(U) binding splicing factor 60KDa
Biological process (GO): mRNA splice site recognition; alternative mRNA splicing, via spliceosome; regulation of alternative mRNA splicing, via spliceosome
Cellular component (GO): catalytic step 2 spliceosome; precatalytic spliceosome
Molecular function (GO): RNA binding
Source: RefSeq, a predicted model, not a curated record
UGUCCAUUACAGCAUCUCCUUCCUGCCUGCAGCAGGUCAAUGGCCAGCAAGGAGGGGGGUCCGAGCCGGCGGCGGCAGUGGUGGCAGCGGGAGACAAAUGGAAACCGCCACAGGGGACAGACUCCAUCAAGAUGGAGAACGGGCAGAGCACAGCCACAAAGCUGGGACUGCCUCCUCUGACGCCCGAGCAGCAGGAGGCCCUCCAGAAGGCCAAGAAGUACGCCAUGGAGCAGAGCAUCAAGAGUGUGCUGGUGAAGCAGACCAUCGCGCACCAGCAGCAGCAGCUUACCAACCUGCAGAUGGCAGCAGUGACAAUGGGCUUUGGAGAUCCUCUCUCACCUUUGCAAUCGAUGGCAGCUCAGCGGCAACGGGCACUGGCCAUCAUGUGCCGGGUCUACGUGGGCUCCAUCUACUAUGAGCUGGGUGAGGACACCAUUCGCCAGGCCUUUGCCCCCUUUGGGCCCAUCAAGAGCAUUGACAUGUCCUGGGACUCGGUCACCAUGAAGCACAAGGGUUUUGCGUUUGUGGAGUACGAGGUCCCAGAGGCUGCGCAGCUGGCCUUGGAGCAGAUGAACUCGGUGAUGCUGGGCGGCAGGAACAUCAAGGUGGGCAGGCCCAGCAACAUAGGGCAGGCCCAGCCCAUCAUAGACCAGCUGGCGGAAGAGGCACGUGCCUUCAACCGAAUCUACGUGGCUUCUGUGCAUCAGGACCUCUCAGAUGAUGACAUCAAGAGCGUGUUUGAGGCCUUUGGCAAGAUCAAAUCUUGCACGCUGGCCCGGGACCCCACGACCGGCAAGCACAAGGGCUAUGGUUUCAUUGAGUAUGAGAAGGCCCAGUCGUCUCAAGAUGCCGUGUCUUCCAUGAACCUCUUUGACCUGGGUGGCCAGUAUUUGCGGGUGGGCAAGGCUGUCACACCCCCUAUGCCCCUGCUUACACCUGCCACACCUGGAGGCCUCCCGCCAGCUGCUGCUGUGGCUGCAGCUGCAGCCACAGCCAAGAUUACGGCUCAGGAAGCGGUGGCCGGAGCAGCGGUGUUGGGUACUCUGGCCACCCCUGGACUGGUAUCCCCUGCACUGACUCUGGCCCAGCCCUUGGGGGCUUUACCUCAGGCUGUCAUGGCUGCCCAGGCCCCAGGAGUCAUCACAGGUGUGACCCCGGCCCGGCCUCCCAUCCCAGUCACCAUCCCCUCUGUGGGCGUGGUGAACCCCAUCCUUGCCAGCCCUCCGACGCUGGGCCUCCUGGAGCCCAAGAAGGAGAAGGAGGAGGAGGAGCUUUUCCCCGAGUCCGAGCGGCCAGAGAUGCUGAGUGAGCAGGAGCACAUGAGCAUCUCCAGCAGCAGCGCCAGCCGUGCCAAGUUCGGGGCCAUCAACCACAUCAUCAACCAGGAGAAGCAGGGCGAGGAGGAGGACGCCGAGAUCAUCGUCAAGAUCUUCGUGGAGUUCUCCAUGGCCUCCGAGACUCACAAGGCCAUCCAGGCCCUCAACGGGCGCUGGUUCGCCGGCCGCAAGGUGGUGGCUGAAGUGUACGACCAGGAGCGUUUUGAUAACAGUGACCUCUCCGCGUGACCUCGGCCCGGCCCCUGGACUUGCUCUUGCCCUUGUUUCCUCGGUUUUGUAGUGUCUCGGCCGCGCGCGCGCGCAUAAAGUGCAGAUGCUGCUGGCCCGAGG